CCAUCAUUGAAUCAUCAUCAAACCAUCAUGAUGUUUCUUAUCCCGUAUCUCAUUGGACCUUUAAAAAAGAUUAUUUCAGUGUUAACUGGAUUCUCGGAUGAUUUAUUCAUCUUAUACACUGCUCAUCCUAUCCUUACUGUCACUGUGAUUGCUUUAACCACACUUUCACUCAGCUUUGUUGUGCAGAUUCUACUGUCGUUUACCAACUAUUUGAUAUUGAUAUUGCUUCCUUCUUCUUUUUGGGCCUCAAAAGGAUCGAUACUCAAACUGCAACUACAAGAGAAGAACAAGGCAGGAAAACUUGUUCCUUCAAAGAAACUGAGACCUUGGGCAGUCGUUACUGGAGCUUCGGAUGGAAUUGGGAAAGAGUUUGCUUUGCAGCUUGCUCAUCUUGGAUACAAUAUUGUUCUCAUCUCUCGGUCUGUCGAUCGAUUGAAACUGGUUGCUGAUCUUAUCUCGACUCAAGAUCCGCUGUCAAAAACACUGAUCUUGCCUGUGGACUAUGCUGCCGCCUCAACCCACGACUACGACACCAUCGCUGCUGCCUUGCGUCCACUCCACAUCACUGUUCUGAUCAACAACGUUGGCAUCAGUCAUGCCUUUCCUAUUUCUUUUGUUGAAGAAACCAGUGACAUGGUUCACUCGAUCGUUCAGGUUAAUAUCAUGGCUCAGUUGACCAUGACUCGUAUAAUACUUCCUCAAAUGUUGGCUCGCAAGGAAGGAACCAUCAUCAAUGUUGGCUCAAUGGCAGGAAAAGUUCCUUCUGCUUAUCUUUCUGUUUACUCUGGUUCAAAGGCUUUUCUUCGUUUCUGGUCUCAAGCACUUGCUCUCGAGGUCAAACCAUCCAACAUUCACGUUGAACACGUUAAUACCUAUUUUGUGGCUACUGCCAUGUCCAAGAUCCGCAAAGCCAGUUGGCUUGCUCCUUCUCCUAAACUCUAUGUUCAAUCUGUCUUGGCAAAUGUGGGUAAUUCCAUCAACAGCACUCCUUAUCCUCCACAUGGCUUUGUCUCGUGGAUGUUUGAAAGAUUUGCUCCCGAACAUCUAUUGAUGAAACUUUCAUGCGAUAUGCACUUGGAUAUUCGCAAGAGAGCACUUGCCAAGAUUGCUCGUGAAGCCAAAAAGAAUUAAACUGUGCAUUUGAACUAUUUG
Messenger RNA from Batrachochytrium dendrobatidis JAM81, 1152 nucleotides. RefSeq lists its product as uncharacterized. Bases 28 to 1131 code for a protein of 367 amino acids. Gene Ontology annotation, cellular component: endoplasmic reticulum. The transcript has a single exon. Gene Ontology annotation, biological process: fatty acid elongation. The record is from RefSeq and is a predicted model, not a curated record. Gene Ontology annotation, molecular function: ketoreductase activity. Lineage: Eukaryota; Fungi; Chytridiomycota; Chytridiomycetes; Rhizophydiales.